Molecule: messenger RNA, 10446 nt
Organism: Mya arenaria
Lineage: Eukaryota; Metazoa; Mollusca; Bivalvia; Myida; Myidae
Exons: 14
Coding region: 406-6042 (1878 amino acids)
Biological process (GO): positive regulation of Rho protein signal transduction
Molecular function (GO): guanyl-nucleotide exchange factor activity
Source: RefSeq, a predicted model, not a curated record
UGGCCCGCAGUUUUAAUUGGAUUUUAUUUGGAGAUUAUGCUUUAGGAAAAUAGUAAUUUAAACCAUAUAUGUGCAAAGUAUAUAACAAAUUCAUAUUGAAAUACUUGGAUUUAAUGUUGAGUCAUUAAAAGAGUUUAAAUUAAAAAAAAAAUCAUGGAUUUUAAAUGAAGACUCAGCGGAACUUCGCGACCAAAAAUAGACAGUCACGAAACAAAGCUAAAACAACAUGUAUUCAAAGAAUGAGGGACCCAAGAAUCACUCAGUUAGAGUGUUUCAUCGUGCAUUAACCUAAAUGACUCCCAUUGCGAAAAACCUCCACUGCCAGACUUCACUAACAUCUCUCGUCUGAAAUGAUUCCCUCUUCCAAUACCAUUUCUCUUCCAGUAGUUAGUAAAAACAUUCAACAUGGCAUCGAGCAAGCAUUUUCCCUUGCAGAAAUAUAUGUCUACCGGUUCCCCUGCAUUUGAUUCUGAUGAGGAAUACCGUGUCCCAUACAAAUCUGUGAUCGAAUUUCCGAAUAAUUUGACAAAGCAUAGAAUAGCGAUUACAGCCGUAGAAAGUUUCUCAAACAUUUCUAGUGAUCCUUACACAUCAGUAACAUCUUUUAAAGAUUACAGUAAACCAUUAGAAGACUGGAUUGAACCAUUAGAUGAUGAAAAUGAUUGUCAAAGUGAUGAAAAUGGUGUAGUAUUUAAGCCUAUGGAAAAACCAGUGUUUCUUGAUAAAACUGUUGUCUCUGCUUAUGAUUCUUUUAAGCCCCCUUUGCCCACGAAACAGAAAGGCCUGAAGCAAGGGUCCACAAUCAAAAAGUCACGGACAAAAAGCGAGAUGAGCAACAAAACUCAUGACUUUAGUCCAGGUUUAAAGGAUAAAGCUGGUAAUAGUGCCAAGCAGAUGGAUAAUAAAAGUGGUCUGAAAACAGGUUUCCGUAUUUGUGAUUUAUUUCAUUCAAGACGGAAAUCAGAUCCCUCCUUAAAUUUGAAAGAACCCAAAACUCAUCCGGGUGCUCAGAAAGUGGGAACUGGCACAAGUGGAGGUGAUGAAAGUUCACCAGUUGGAGGUAUGAAUGAUUCUGAUUACUUGGAAGAUACAACGAAAGCUUCUGAUGAUGGAAAAGAUGAUUCGCAAAGUUGUAGCAGCAGGCCAAGUUCUGCAACUGGAAGAAGAAAAUUGCCCAAUGUUCCAAAACGAGUUCUUUUUCUUCCGUAUGGUUCUGAGAAUGUAAAUAACAGUGUUUCACCAAUAGUGCCAAAUAAUAUAAAGACAAGAUUUGAAAGAGCAAAGAAUGCUGAAGAUUUAAGUCACUCUGUUAACAAACUUAGUGAAAUUAUAGAAAAUGUAAAGAAGGGUAAAAACUCUUCUGAUAUAUCUUCCAACCAUCAAAUAUCUUUGCAGUCAAAAUCUGGUCGGAAAACUAGUAAUUUACGAUCAAAAAUGACCAAACAGAGGUCAAAAAGUAUUGAUGAUCUUGAUGAGCUAUCUAGUCAAAUGCACCAGGUGGGACAUAAUUCAGGUUUUCUUAAUGAUUUACGGCAUAACUCAAAACGAAACAUUUCUAGAACACCGAAUUUUGAAAUAGAUCAAAGGGAAGAAAAGGUGGGUGUUGCAACUUGUGAUCAAAGCAAAGUCUGUGAUAAGAUAGAACUUGAUAAAGAUAUUAUUGAUCAAAAUGAUGUUGAUGUUGAUAAAAAUGUGGAUGACAAUCCUAAUGAAUAUAAUGAAAGAUCGUAUGAAACCAAUGUGAAAAACAUUGAUUUCCCAGAGAAUACAUUCUUUGCAUUUGAUGCUAAUGUGAUACAAGGAUUAACCGAUAGUGUAAUGGAAAAGAAAUCCAAACUUGGUGCAAAUCAGGAGAAUGCCAAAACAACAAGAAGACACAAGGCACUGGAAAGGGAUGCUUCGGAAACAGAGAGUAAAAAUGUCAAAGAUGAAGGUGUUGAAUUCAGAAAUAAACAAAAUAUUGAGGGAAAGUCAUACAACGGAAAGAAAGGAGAUGAAAAUGAAAUGGAUUUAAAUGAAGGAAAACAAUUUGGACCUGAUGCUAAGAGUGUAAGAGAUAAGGAGAUUGAGGCUAAAUCUGGUCCCAUUAAGCCAAGGGUGGAAAGGACACCGUCUUAUAGAAACAGAGUGAUAGCAAGGGCAAAAAAUAGGUAUAAAAAAAAGAGCACUAUGCAUAAAGAAUGCUCAUGUUCAUAUAGCGAGAAUGGUGAUCGAAUUACUUGCCAAUUUUGCGAACAUUUUGAAAUGAGAAGAAGUAAGUCAAGUUUGGGAAAUGUUACUGUGCAAAGAAUAAAUGAAAAUUGUGAAAGCGAUUGUAGUGAAGUAUCGUUAUCAAGUCCUAGGCGAGCUUAUACGCCUGAUAGAUUGACCCAGGUUUCCAUGAAGAAAAGUCCCGGACCUGUCCGAAAAAUACAGGUUUCAUCAAGGGUGGAUGUGCUAAUGAGUUCGGAUCUGUUCAGAAAGCAUUUAAAGAAACAUGAGAGUUUGUUGACUAGGCACACAAUGUUUAGACAAAGUGGAAUAAGAAAAUCUGUCAGCAAUCUUGAUCUGACUGAGGGUUUUAAGGAUGACAACAGUGAUUUGGAAAGUGUAAUGAGUGCUGUUACUAAUAUUGAACAUGAAGACUUUGAAGGUGAUUCUGAAAUGUCGGAAUCUGUGCAUGAACUUGUUCCAAGUGAACGUUUGCAUCAAGUCAUGCCAAGUGUAGCUUUGCAUGCAAAUAUACCAAAUGAACGUUUGCAUGAAGAUAUGCCAAAUGAUCAUUUGUGUGAAGUUAUGACAAGUGAACGGUUGCAUGAUAAACUUGAUGAUAAAGGUGAAAAAGAAUGCAAAUCCAAUUGGUCUCACAGGGAUCAUGAGAUUUCGUUAGAAAAUUUAGGCCAAAUAGCUUUUAAAGAAAGUGGCUCAAGCACCUUACCAAAAUCCCGGAUUAGGUCAAGACCGCCGAUUCCUAACUUUGGUGAAAAUAACAUACAUGAUGUAGCUCACAAGAAACACAUUCCGACCCUAGAAAAAUUUAAGAAAUUAAAGGAAGAUACUCAAGAUAGUGAAAUAAAUGACAGUAUUUCUAAUGACACAAACAUUGAUAUAUAUCAUGGUGAGUCAUCUCAGGUAUUUUCUCCGCGUGAAAAUGAAUCUCCAGCAGAACUCAUAAAGUUGCAGACAAUACCAGAGAGGAAAAGUCAGGAGAGUUUAGUCAAUAUGGGUUUGAAUAAUCCUGACAAAGACAACCUAGCAGAAACAGGUGCAAACAUUCAUGAUCUCAGGGCUAAUUCUGUUCAGAACAAAACCAAGUCUAGUCAGUUAGAAAGUUCCGUAAAUGAAAAGGAUGGUACACUUUUGGAGGUACAAAAUUUUGACAACAAAUCUGACAAUAAAAGUGGUGUUGAAAUAAAAGUUGAAUGUAUUAAUAAUGCAAAUGGAAAUAGUGCUAAUGGUCAUAGUGAAGAUAAAGGUCAAGAAAAGCUAGUUCGGCAAUCAAGUGCCCCUAGUGUUAGGUUGAAACAGAGGGUAAGGCCGAAGAUGAAGUCUAGGACAUUGUCUCGACUUGAAAUGGACAGUGAUGGUCAGUGUACGUCUGACUCAAAUGAUAGACAAUCGUUAAGUGUCAGAGAGAGAAGAAAACCGGGAAGUAAAAGGCCAAGGUCUUUGAUUUCAAAAAAAUCUAGUUUAGUGUCAUUAUUAAAGGAGACGGAAAAUUGUGAUUUAAAUUCGGACGAGUUAGAUACUUCGAGUGAGCGUUCGAUAUUGGAGCGACCGAAACUGAAAGUUGCUCAUGGUGUUGGUAGGUCAGUGUCUGAUACUAAAUUUGAGACAGAUAGGGCCAAGUUGUCUCGAAAUGCGGUGAUAAUGGGGCUUCCAGAAGGUAUUAUGAAAAGUGGUGUCAUGGGAGAGAAGGGAAGAAACUCUGUUACAUUUGAUUUGGAAGACAGUGGCUGCAGCCCGUAUGAUAUCGGAGAAUCAGAGACGUCCACUUCAAUGGCUGGCAGUCUGUCAGACAGUAUCAGAUCAGAGAUAAAUCCUGAGGAGCCUUGUGAUGAUUCAGAAGCAUUUAACAGCUCUGACAGGUUUGUUAAAGCAUUUGGUCAAAUUGACAAGCCUCUCAGUGAACAUGAUGUGAAGAGCAAGUUUCUAGAUGAGCAAGAUUCUUUCCAUGAUCUGGAUGAUCAAGACGCUGAUGUGUUUGAAAUGAGCACGCAAGACCAGAUGUCCACUGUCUUACGGUCGACUUCAGAUGUAUGUAAGAUCACGCAGGAAGCAGCCAGGAAGAGACGAGAACGAAAGGAACGUCCGUACAAGUCCGACCCAUUUUCUGGCACUGAAAUAAUCCCUGCGUCAAAACGAUGUGUGCUUAGAGAGGAAAAAGCUAGGUUGCGGGAACAUAACCAUGCAUCAUUCAGUGGUUCGAGGGAGGAGGUUCUCACAUUUCUGGACGGUGUCGGGGCGGAUAUGGAGACAUAUGACAGUGUCGCCAGUCUCGAGGAACUUCAGGAAGAUUAUGGACAGCUACCACCUGGUCAGCAAACAAUUGACGAGUCAGGUCAGUGUAAGGUUCGCAAGUAUCCUAGCAACGUGAGCUCGCUGAGCACAGACAGUGGUGUGAUUGGCCAGGAUGGGUCACAUGACUCACAGCAUAGUAGCCCUUCCAAUACCCUCUCACACUCCCUCUCGGACCGAACGUUCACCAACUGGCACUCUGCCCCGAGAAAGUCCCUCAGCGUCAGCUGCGGUGACCUUUCAAAAGCAAUGCAGACAGAUUGUCCCGAGUGUGCGGGUGAUAAUCGGAACUUAUCGAGCGUCCACAACGCCAAUUACCAAUUGUGUACAAAGUGUAUUCAGCGCAGAAUCGAGCGUAAAGAAACCAUUCAAGAAAUAACAGACACUGAAAUCAACUAUGGCCGAGACCUGAAUCUUCUUAAAGAGGAAUUCUACAAGCCAAUGUUAAGAGCCAGCCUUCUUAGUCGGGAGCAGCUUGAUGCAAUAUUCCUCAACUUAGACGAACUUAUCCACAUCAACAAGCAUUUCAUAUCAAAACUGAAGUCUUCGAUCGGCUUCGCAAACUCAAACAAUGAUUGUGAUCUUCAGGAGGUGCUCAUUGGCAGUCUAUUUUUAGAAUCUUCCACCAUGUUUCUAACAUUUGAAAACUACUGUGUUAAUCAGUCCCAAGCACCUGUGUUAUUGGAGCAGUUUGAGCGUGACCGUGAGUUGUUGCGAAUUUUCCUGCAAGCGUCACAGAACGACAACCAACAGUUACGUCGCAUGCAUCUUAAAUCCUUCCUUAUGGUUCCUGUCCAGCGAAUAAUGAGAUAUCCGCUGUUACUGGACCGUCUUUACAGAACAACACCAAACUCACAUCCCGACAAGGAUAACUUGAAGGAAGCGAAAGAGAAAAUUGAAGAAAUUUUGGGUCAUAUCAAUGCGAAAUCCCAGACAGUGACGAUAAAUCGACAAAGAAAAUCCUCAUCGAUUCGCAAAUUUUCUUGCUCAGUCAACGAGAAAAUCGAAGUGUCCCGCAUUGCCUUGGAAACCCUCAAGUGGAAACGGAAAGACGUUUGCGACGUAAUCACGAGUCAGCUUCACAUCACUCAGCCUGUCGAUCAUCUUUGGGCAACAAAAAAAUGCAAGAACUACAAGUUUACACCAGUCUUUGGAGUGCUUAUGACACUUUCUGAGACGUCGACAGAGUUUGAGGAGUCAGACAACUCACGUUUACAGAUUAACAGCAAUAACGACAACGCCAACGACAACAAUAAUGGCCGCGUAAAGAGUGCAGCUGUCGUUUUCAUUAAGGAGAAAAAUGGCCGCUACCAGGCGUUUCGAGAGCCUUUUAUGUUGGAAAAAUGCAUUGUUUGUCAAGAUGACGAUUAUAGAGAUGUCUUUGAAGUUCUUGAAUGGAACAAAGAAGCCUAUUUAAUUAAGGCAGAAACAGCUCACGAAACAAAACUCUGGGUACAGAACUUGAAACAGCAGAUGAACAACUUGGGUAAAUGGCGUAAACGACGGAAUGCCAUGCCAAACAUUCUUCUAAAUCACCAUCAAUGAGAGAUGCGUUAUUAACCAGCGACCAAGGUGAAAUAAAUCGAUGACAGUGGCUUCAAUAAUUGGUGACCGUGUACUAGUUUCGAUAAACAUUCCACCAGUUCAAACUUUGGAACGCCAUGCCAAACAUCCUCCAUUAUAAAACACCAUCACUGACGCUGGCAAAAAUAAUCAUUGACAUAGGUUGAACUACCUUGUGUUAGAGAGGUGAAACCACUUACUUUAGUCAAAUUUAUGAAAGACAGAGGCUGAUAUAUUCAGUGACCAUGGUUUGAAGAACCCAGUGACAGAGGCCUAACAUACCAGUGACUGAGGGACCAUGGUUUGAAGAACCCAGUGACAGAGGCCUAACAUACCAGUGACUGAGGGACCAUGGUUUGAAGAACCCAGUGACAGAGGCCUAACAUACCAGUGACUGAGGCCUUACUUGGCAUUGACAGAGGGACCAUGGUUUGAAGAAAUUAGUGACAGAGGCCUUACUUGGCAUUGACAGAGGGACCAUGGUUUGAAGUACCCAGUGACAGAGGCCUUAAUUAUAAGUGACAGUGGGACCAUGGUUUGAAGUACCCAGUGACAGAGGCCUAACUUGCCAGUGACUGAGGGACCAUGGUUUGAAGAAAUUAGUGACAGAGGCCUUACUUGGCAUUGACAGAGGGACCAUGGUUUGGAGUACCCAGUGACAGAGGCCUUAAUUAUAAGUGACAGAGGGACCAUGGUUUUAAGUACCCAGUGACAGAGGCCUUAAUUAUAAGUGACAUAGGGACCAAGAUUUGAAGUACCCAGUGACAGAGCCUAUAUAAUCAGUGACAAAGGUCCUAGUAAACAAUGACAAAGAGAGUUUAAUGCUUGCCAUAAGUGCUGUUUCAAGCGCAAACUGAUAGUGCUGUGCUUUAAUGAUUAUUGCCAAACAUUAUGACAAAAUUACUCAACAUAGAGUGAGUAUAAAUGAAAGUUUUGUCCAGGUGGUCAAAUAUUUGUGUUGCUGGAAAUCAAAAGAAAGUGUGCCUUACAAUAGCUGUACCUGGGCAAAAUAUUAAAGUUGAGUAAAGCAUCUGUUAUACAGACAAUGACCUCAUAAGUUUAUGACAGACUUUAAGCUUAGCUCAUAUUUUGUAAGAGCUAGGAAUGUAAGAAUGGCCGUCAAGAAUGGAGGAACUUGUAGCUUAAGCGUUUGUUGAUCACAAAAAGGCCUUUGAUACAAUGGACAAUAUUUUUCAGUAUUCAUCCAUAUUGGUUUAGUUCCUUCAGUUUGUUUAAGUAAAUUGUUUUAUUUCAUAUAUACAUGAACACUAUUAUUUAUUACAGUUCAGCAUUUACAUAUUACUUCAUAUCAACUUGUCUGUGAUUUGCUUUAAGUGUUAAGGUAUAUGAUCCAUAAUAAAUUAAUUACUUGAUGCCUGGUUACUCAUAUAAAUUUGAAAAUGUAAAAAAAUAAAAUAAUUAUUAAUUGUAUUGAUUAGGCAGCUUUUAUGCCUUCAAGUAUUGAAGAAUGAGAUAUCUACUUUUUUAUCUAAAUGAACCAGACAGAGACCAUUUAUAUGAUAACAUAAUAAUGGUUGAAUCUUCUGAAACAUGAAAAUUAUUGUCAAAGGAGUUAUCGGGUAACUAGUUUAUUUGUAGGUUGAAUACCUUAUUUAUUGUAUAUAUAAUUUUAUAUAGAGGCUUAAAUGUUUUAAAAUAUGUGCUUCAUUGAUUUUAUAAAUUGUAAUAAAUAAUUUUAAUAAAUAUGUCAAUGCAUUGCUAUGGGGGUUUCAAUCAAUUUCUGUGAUAGGUUUUGAUUGUUGGACAAGAAAUCCAUCAGUUCUUAGCCGAGUUGUUUUUUGUGAGAUAAAAAAAGUAGACGUAUUGUCUUAGCCUUGAUGUCGCUGAUGUCGACUAUUUCUUAGUAUUACAUGGGUGCAACAUGUUUAACUAUGACCGUUAAGGCAUUUCCAUUUAAACAUAUAACUCCGGGGUGAAGGCACUUUAAUAAUAUACCAACCCCCUACAGAAGCAAAUUUACCCUUUCAGUGUCCAAAUAAGCGAAAAAAGACAACCCACCCAUAUACUAUUUAAAUAAUUGCCUUCCCCCCGGUGAGUAGAUGUGUUACUGGAAUAGCCCUUAAUCACAAACCAUUGAUUUUAUAUUAAAAGAAUGUUGGUGUUGCCAGAGAAAUUGCACAUGUGUGUAGCAAAAAUCAACAAUCUGGCUUUUGUAUUUAAUGAGUUAUGUCCCUUUAUACACACAAUUUCAUAUUUAUUGAGUUAUGCCCCUGUUAUACACAAAUGUGUAGCAUGACUCAUCAAUCUGGCUUAAAUAUUUAUGGAGUUGGGCCACUCUUAUACACACAUGUGUAGCAAAAUCCCCUCAAUCUAACUGUAAUAAUUAUAGAGUUAUUACCCUUUUAUACACAUGUUUAGCAAAAUCCCCUCAAUCUAACUGUAAUAAUUUUGGAGUUAUUCCCCUUUUAUACACAUGUAGUGAAACUGAUCAAUCUGCCUUUAAUAGAUAUGGAUUCAUUCCCCUUUUAUUUACACACGUGAGGCAAAACUAAUCAAUCUCGCUUGAAUAAUUAUGAAGUUUUUCCCCACAUGUGUAGCGAAACUCAUAAAUCUGGCUUUGAUAGUUUUGGAGUUAUGCCCCUUUUAUUCAAAUAUUUCUACUGAAACUCCUCAAUGAAGCUUUAAUAUGUAUUGAAUUAAGCCCCUUUUAGACAGCAGAUGAGCGAUGGCAUCCAUAUUUAGUGUUUUUGUUAUUUCUUAUAACCAUGACAACUAUUGUUAAGUAUCUUUUGGGCAAACUAUAUGAUAUAUAAGGGUUAUUAGUACUGUGUUUUAAUGCGUGGGGUUGUAUUCAACUCGAGUGGAUUUUUGCAGUUAAAACAUUUUUGGCAAAUUUAAAAAAAAAAAAAAAAAAUAUAAAAAAAUAAAUCCCUUUCGUUUUAAUCCUCCGUCACUUUUUAAAGCAUUCUUGUACAAUUUAAGACGAAAAAUGAAAUUCCAGUAAAUUGGGAAAAAUGACACAUUUUUUCGAAUCUGAAAGGCCUCAGCACCACCCCCAAUAUGGUAAAGAAUCAUACUUAAUGUUAAUUAAUGUAUCCUAAAAACAGUUGAUUUUUUUCGGAUGCCUGGUAAAACAUGUGCUUUAACAAAAUAUAAUAGUUGUAUUUUCAUGAACUUUACCAGAAAUUUGCACUUAACUCUUCACUGCAAUUAUUACUAACUUACUAAUAGUAUUUUCCCUAAGGUGUUGAUUUGUGUAUAAACGGACAAAGAGCACUCUAUUUUGACCAAUUAUGAAAUUAUUAACCGACAAAUAACUACUGAAGACCCUAUUAUCUCCCAAUAUAAUUGUCUGGAAACUGUGUGAAUUGUUCUGCCACAUACUAUUCUAUCAUGUAAUAAAUUUGUAUAACACUAUAAUUAUAGAGCAUUCCGGGCAAAGCCAGUUUUAUACAAGUGAUAUUCUUGCGAACAAGACGUAAUUUGUACUUAUAUGUGUCGGCUGCGUGCCUCAACCAUUUUGUAUUGUACGCCCUUAUGUUGCAGUUAGCCUUCGACAUGUAAAGGUCUAUGAUUAGUCUCGGUCACAGUAUGUUAUAUUUCAUGAGAGAACACUUCGAAAAGAAAAUAAGGAAAUUCCUAAAGAAUUCAGUAAAUGAUUUACAAACUAUUUCCAGUAUUCUGUACACCAACAUGUAAAACAAAAUUAAAGCUUGUUAUGUUUGAAAAUAACUAAUAAGAAAUUGAAAACACACUGUGCCUUUGAAGGGAUUAUAAGGUCCAAAUUAAUACUUUAGCAUCAAAAAUUGUAUUUUUUAUUUUUUGAAAAACAAUCAAUACAGUGAUUGUGAUUUUUUGUCAAAAUAAGUUACGCAUGGACAUUCAUUUUUUAAUUGUUUUGAAUACUUAAUUACUUGUCAUAAACAGUCGAACCCCAUUGGCUCAAACUGAUUGCUUGGCUCCAUCUCCUCGUUAGCUCGAACUGAAUGUUAAGGACCAAUUUCUUUCUUCUGAAGGAAAAUGUUCCCACAUGGCUCGAAUUUCCUGAGGUUCGAGGUAUUUUCGCCUGGCCCUGAGAGUUCGAGCCAAAGGGGUUCGACUGUAUAUGGAUAUUGAUGGAUUUUUCUGCCAAUGUGAUUUUAAUGAAAACAUAAUAAAUUAUUACAAAAAGUUAUAUGUUAUAGAUCUACUAAUUCUUAAGUGAAAGAGAUGGGGAAAUGUAUAAUGACCUUCAUACGUUAUACCUACUUAAAAAAGGUAUAUUUGUACAUACCAAAUAUUAUUUAUUUAUUCAUUAUUUUAACAUUAUGCUGUCAAAUAUUUGUACAUACAGAAAUCAUGAUAUCAGUGUUAUUGUUGAACAUUAUGUUGCUUUGUUAAACAUUUUGUUAAUACUUUGAAUGAAAUUUUAUACCAAAUAAAGAA